AGUUUCUAAUACGAAUUAAAUCGACGUGUGUGCUGCUCUGUUCUGCUGUAAAUUCUUCAUAUAUUCAAGAAUAAAUUUAAAAACAAAUAACAUUGAAAUGAAAUAUCUUCUCUUGUUGCUGUUGGCUCUCGCUCUCUGCCAAGCCGCCCCAGUUGAGGAUAAAUCUUCUUCGUCGUCGUCCUCCUCCUCCUCGUCUAAACCGAAACGUGGUUUACAUUUAAGUCUCGGCUAUCAUGCACCCCUUAUUACCUCCUCCUAUAUAGCCGCCGAACCAACUGCUAUUUAUCAAGCUGCUCCCGUUCUUACACAUGAACCCAUUCUUUCGCAUGCACCACUCAUUUCCCAUCAUGCGCCCGUCUAUUCACAUGCCUCACUCAUACAACAUGCUCCCCUUCUAUCGCAUGCACCCCUUAUUUCGCACGCUCCACUUAUUGCUCAUGCACCCGUUUAUUCAUCGUCUCAUACUAUUUUGCCCUCAAUCCAUUCAAUUCAUCACUAUUAAGAAGAAGCAGAAGUUUGGAUCUUUGCAUUAAAAGAUAAUUAUUUAAAUUAAAUAAUGACAUUAAUAAAAAAUGAAAAGUUGAAUUUUGUAUGAUGAGUAAUUUGUUAAACGAUAUAUUUUAAUGAUGUUUGUUGUUGUAACUAAAAUCAAACAUAAUUGUUAAAUUAACGAUUAAGAAAAUUUUCAAAUAAAUUAACAAUUGAUA
Messenger RNA from Lucilia cuprina (Australian sheep blowfly), 707 nucleotides. Its product is annotated as pupal cuticle protein G1A. The coding region runs from base 98 to 502 and encodes 134 amino acids. The transcript has 2 exons. Lineage: Eukaryota; Metazoa; Arthropoda; Insecta; Diptera; Calliphoridae. The record is from RefSeq and is a predicted model, not a curated record.